CGCUGAGUGCCGCCGCGAUGCAACUGAGAAUUGUGUUUUGUUUAGAAAAAUUGAAAGUAGACAUUGGCCCUCGGGGGGUAUUUGACUUAUAACUUUGUAUAAUUGAUUACUUUUAUUGUUUAUUAUUUGUGUGUUCAGUUACCUAUAUUCUCAAGUUACGUCUGUCACUCAAGUAGAAGCUCAAGUGUUCUGUUCUGUUUUUGUAUAAAAAUCAUUUUAGCUUGAUAACACAACGAACGCGGUCUUCGACCUGAUAAUUGAAAAACAAAUUCCUCACUUAUUAUAAAUAGUGUUCAUUCGUGGGUGCAUUUUUUUCUUUCCUUUGUACGAGAACUCUAAAUACGUAUAAGAUAACGAUAUUGAAGUGCACUGCACGGUUUGCCGAUAUUUUAUAGUACACAGAUAAGGUAUCGUAGUGCUGCUGCCAUGCUACUGCUAUAAAAAGAGAAAGAAUUCUAAAUAAUACACGUGACUUUGUGUAUGUUUGAUAUUCGAUGUAGUCUACCGACUUCAGAAUCAUAUUAUAAUAAUAAAACCGCAUACGGCGUGUUUGCUCUUAAAGUGGUAAGGAGGCUAGCCGAGAUAUGGAAGCUUUGCGGCUUGCUAUCCAAACGAGGCUAGGGGAGCGAAUGGUCAGCAUGAGCUCUAUGCUCGUAGAAACUGUCAGCAUAAAUUAUGAGGAUUUUAACGAAAGUUUUUUGACUUGUGGUACAUGCCUUUGUGUCUACGAUGGCAGCGAACACACACCAAAAUUGCUACCAUGCUCUCACACGGUCUGUCUUCAUUGUCUGACAAGAAUUGCAGCUUCGCAAACUCGCGAAGCUGGAGCAUUCCGUUGUCCUAUUUGUCGAGAAUUGAUUACCAUUCCUCGUGGCGGUGUGCCUGCAUUGCCUCCAAGUUUUCUGGUCAAUCAGCUACUCGAUCUCAUGUCCAGACAACGGCGUGAGGUAAUUCCAAAAUGUUCCGUUCACAUAAACCAAGAGCUCCUAUUCUGCGAAACAUGUGAUACUGUAUUUUGCACAGUAUGUACUGGUGGGAGCCAUGCUGGUACUUCACCAGGAUGUACAGAACACACUAUUAUUCCUUUUAGUAUUGCCAUUAAACGUAUGUCGGAAAUACUACUCUACAAAGCCAAUGAGUGUAUAUCCAAACUAACGCAAGCUCAAGAUUCAGUCAGUGCAGAGCUACGACGCUUAGAGACUGCUACAGAAAGAUGCUUGAGCUCAGUGGAUGCACAGUUUGCUGAAGUAAUUGCACGAAUAGAAAGAAGAAAAGCAGAGCUUCAAGCAGCUGUUACUGCAGCAGCCAGAGACAAAAAACACGUUCUUGAGGAGCAGCAUGCUCUUAUCGAAGCAGAAAAAAAUAAAGUUGAGCAAGAGUGUGAAGGUCUUCAGUACCAGGUCGAAGUCAGAAACAUCACUCAGCGAAUCGGAAGCUUGUCUGAUCAAUUAGAUGCUGCUGUUGCUCUUAGCGAGCCAAGAGAGAAUGCAUUUAUCGCUGCAGAGUUUUCGCAUAAUAAUGCCAGUGCAGAAAUUGAAGUUAUUCUAAGUACUUUUGGACGAGUACGUUCCAGUACAACAUUGCCAGGUCUGUGCCGAGCGAAGCUAAAAGAACCCGCAGUUGCAAAAUUACAAGCGUCAGUUAUACUAGAAACGGUUGAUUAUCACGGGCAUCCCCGAAAUGCUGGUGGUGAUCCAAUCGGCAUAGUAUUGACUUUAGCAGAAACACUUCAAUCUACAAAUGUAGUUAGUAUAGAAACAGAGGUAAAAGACUUGGAGGAUGGGACAUAUGAAAUAUUGUUCAGACCACCCUCUGCCAGUCGAUUUAUUUUAAAAUUGUCAGUAUUUGAACGACCGAUAAAAGACUAUCCCCUCUAUUUCGACGUCACGGAACACAAUGAACCUGUCAAAAUAUAUGGGGGUAGAGGUCAUGGCAAAGACGAUUUUCAUCAACCUGUUGCUGUGGCGGUUGGUGACGAUGGAACCAUAUACGUCGUAGAUACUGGGAAUUCUCGUAUCAAGGUUCUGAGUGCUGAUCUGGAAUUUCAAAGACAUAUAACAAACGAAGGAUUGGAAGGACGUAGUUGUACUGGAAUCGCGGUUUCCGAGCAGGGUCUUGUAGUGAUAAACUGGAGAACGCGUACAGUUACAGAAAUGAGUUUUGUUGGCGAUACGAUACGAUCAUUCUCGUACAAUGGUUUCCAGGAACCCAUAGACGUUGCAGUAGACAGAAGUUACGGUCAUGUACUGGUAGCUGAUAAUGGGCAGAGUUGCGUCUUUGUAUUUGAUUGCGAUGGUAAAAUGUUAUUUCAAGUGGGAAAACGAAACAUGUUCAAGUUGAUAAGUUCAGUGACUGUUGGACCUGCUGGUGAAAUUCUUGUUGCCGAUUCACGUAUUCAAGUGUUUUCCGCCAAAGGAGAUUUCUCAGAAGAGAUAUACGCGGAAGGUAAAGGUAAAGGCAGAUAUGGGAGUAUAGCGGUAGACAUGGAUGGUAAGAUUCUUGGAUCUCGGUGCGAUAAGGGCCGUAGUGUUAUCCACGUCUUGAAACUGGGAGGAGGUACACUCCUGACUGAAAUAGAUUCUCAUAGCUCAAAACUACGUCGUCCCUCAGGCAUCGCAGUACUGCCUAAUCAUCAUUUAGUGGUUGUUGAUCUUGGCAAUGAUUGUGUGAAGAAAUACAGAUAUUGGUAGGUACGUCAGACGACGAUCUUUCAUUACCAGUGACGAUUUUUCAAAUUAGCUGUACAGUAGGUGCCAGGUUACGCACAAAUGCUAGAAACAAAGAACCCGACUUUUCAAUAACCGUUGAACAUUCAAGUAUCUUACCAAAAUUUAAUAAUCGGAAAGACUAGUACCAAAAUCUCAGAGAUCUCGAUAAUGAACGUUGAAGUGUGCCUAUCUACACACAAUACUUAAAAAAUUUGCUGAUAUAAGCGACUGAAAUUAACAAUUUAAUAGUCAAUAUGGUUUUUUUAUUGAAAUUUGUGCCUGGAAAAUCGUUAGAUUAUCCCAAUUAGUUAUAUUUGAUCUGCAGUCACAAUUUGCACUGAGCAACAACUUAUUUUUAAUCGUCACCAAACUAUACCGGCACGUCACACAACGUGCAAUACUUUUUCCUCCGUUUUUUUUCUGUUAAUGUAUACUUUCUCAUCAACGUCUAUUAUCUAAAUACUAUAACUGUAACUGUUCGCUGAAAAUAUUGCUUACUAGUGAUUAGCUCUCUACUCGGAAAUAGUAUACCUUUAGUCAUAAUGCAGUGCGUUCAAUUAUCAACAGAACUUUUAAAGGGGUAUAAGCACAAGAAUUCAUUCAGUUAUCUGAUAUUAGUGCCUUACAAAUAUUAAGUAACCUUAAGGCCCCUAUAUCUAUAUUUUAACAAAUACAGUCGCUGUUCUAUGUUAUUUUUGUGUUCAAAUAUUGACUUAUCCGCUGAUCAAAGAAACAAACGUGUCCAUGACCCAAUUAAGGUGGUACACUGCCUUGCGUAUACUAUUAUUCAUUGUUAAAGGCAGUUCCUAUUAUCUGAACAAUAUUGCCAACCAUUUCGUUCAUAAUUCCGGUAUCAAUAACUAACAGAGACCCUGUCACAGUAACUCAUUUCAUAUAAACCUCAAAUACGAAUAAAGAACUGAUCUAUUUAGAUCUGCUAACUUCAGCUCAACAGAAUACCAAGAACACUAUAAUAGAUGAGGUUUCGUCAGAUGGCAAUUGUAACUAUGAAAAAAACUGAGUAGUGAGAGAAAAAUUGAUAUCAAGGGUAAAGUAAACUCAUUGCCUCCAUAAAUCGCGGUGUUCUGAGUGCUCCGUGAAAGGAUAUAGAAAGCUCUACGAAAUGCUGAACAGGAAAACAAAUUGUGUCCUGUUCUUCAACAUUUUAUAAGACAGCAUUGUUUCGAAAUGAAAAUAUUAUCAUUUGUAUGAGAUAUAGGAAAUGUACAUAUAUUUUUUCAGUAUUAAGAUUAAUUAGAGAAGAUGGCUGUUCAUUGUAAAGGAAUAUAUUCGAUAAAACUUGAAACUUGAUUGCAAAGACAAUACGGUCCAUUCGAUUCGUGAAUGAUUGAUCAUAAUGUAAAUUUAUGUUAACUGGUAUUAUGAGACUAUUUGACAAACCAACGAGAACAAUAACACCCGAUUUAAUUACGUUCUCAUAUUCUAAAGUACAAAAAGUUGCAUUUGAAUAAAUAUUUUUUGAAUUCGGCGAUUCAAUCGAUAUUAAUUCCGUAUCUGCAUCCGUGUUUCAUCGCGCACGGAGAUCACUCCUUUUAUUCAGUAAUCAACACUGUAAGAUAACAUAAUCUUUGCAAAAAAACAUGCAAGACUUAAGCAUUUUAAAUAUCAGAGCGAUGUGGCAUUUAAAUAAGCUUAUAUCUGUGAGAAGUGGCAGAGACUCUAGAGUUGAAAAGACUGCUAUUCUAGAAUCAUUCUUCGUUGCGGAGUAUUACUUAAAAAUGCUUAGUUUAUAGCCCAUGCGAUAUUUUGUUUUUAACUUUUAUUUGUCAAAUUUUUGUAUUUCUUUAUACACAAAAUAUUUACACAGAUUUUGAAUCAGUUUUCAAUUUGGUAUCAACGUUAAUAUUGUUGCCAUUAAACCCUCCAUAGAGUGUUAAUCUGUUUAGCCAUAAUUAAAGAUAGUACGGAAAUUUAUUAUUACGAAAUUAAUUUUAAGAAUUUGUUUGAAUUAUAAUCGUGAGGGGUGUGAGUAAACGAUGGUGUGAGAGUGCAUGAAGUUCCCGCUCUGUAGGUUGUGCUGAAAGCCAUUCACUACUGUAAAAUAGGUAAUUUUGAUUUGCUACAUACAUCCGUUUGUUUCAAAUAAUGUUAUUAUCAAGCAUUGUUAAGUAACUACUCGAAUAAUUUUUGCCGCAGCGUUACACAUGCCCGACUAUAUUCAUCAUUGAUAUUCUUUGAUCUAGUCAUAUUUUAUUGAAGUUAUGCAAUUCAAUGUAAACCAAUGUUACUACUACUACCUACCACCACAAAUUAUGUGCUGUACAAAGCUUCUUUGUAAAUAAAAUAACGCUUCAUUUCACGAUUA
This is a messenger RNA of Athalia rosae (coleseed sawfly), 5034 nucleotides long. RefSeq names its product tripartite motif-containing protein 2-like. The record is from RefSeq and is a predicted model, not a curated record. The coding region runs from base 585 to 2690 and encodes 701 amino acids. Lineage: Eukaryota; Metazoa; Arthropoda; Insecta; Hymenoptera; Athaliidae. Gene Ontology annotation, biological process: proteasome-mediated ubiquitin-dependent protein catabolic process; negative regulation of translation; protein polyubiquitination. The transcript is spliced from 10 exons. Gene Ontology annotation, molecular function: translation repressor activity; zinc ion binding; protein binding.